CUACAGUGUUUCAUCGUGUGUUUCGUCUGUUCCCUGUUUAACACUUCAAUGUUUUUGUUUGGAAUUAGAGAAUGUACGAAUUUUCAGUUUAAUUUCUCUGCAUUUCUUUACUAACUCCAUGAAUAUUUCUAACGAUAUCGCGGCUUCGUGAGAAAAACACGAAAUCAUUGUAAUUGUGAACAUGGCUUUAAUUUUUAGCCAUUGGUUUAUAUACUUAUUAAUAAUUUUCGAAGAAUGUCGGGCCUCUACACAUUGGAUCGUCACAGAAGACGGUCGAAUUCAACCCCAGUUGGAUUCUGUGUUCUCUUUGAAACGACCAUAUGAUCUUGUUGCUUUAAUGCAACAGGAAAAACGUGCUGUUUUAAUUGAAGAAUUGAAGCAGCAACUAAUGGCACAGAAAGAGGAGAUUGAUCGGCGAGAGGACAAAGAGACAAAUUUGGAAGGCAAAAUAUAUGCUACUGAUGAAGAUUGUAUAGCUGCUGAGAAACCUCUUACAGAUUUUGAUCUUUAUGCCAGCACUGUUGUUCCAUUUCCACCAUACAAAGAGUUUGGAGAUGAGUUUACUGAAUUUGCUGAUAAAAUGGAUGGGGAGAUUGAAUACAAAAAACCCAACUGCACUGAAAUUGUAGAUCUUGACUUUAGUAUGCAUGCAUUUGAACACUUAACUGGUGUUCGAGAUCGUCAUAACUUAACUAUGUCUGCUGAAGUUGGUCUUCACCAUGCAGUUACUACAGUUGAAAAUAUUGAAUUAUAUGGGCAUUUGGUUUAUGAAUUCCUCCAAAAAAACAGAACCUCAUGGAUCUUAUUUGACAUGGCUGCAUAUUAUUGGCGUAUACAUGGAAAUGCUACUAAUGCUAUUGAAUGUGUUCGUCGAGCCUUGCAUUUUUCUCCAAGAGAGUAUAAAGAUGUAACAUUAAUCAACAUGGGUAACAUUUUACACCUUUCGCAUAUGUCUGAGGAGGCUGCUAUUGUUGUCCAUGCUGCUGUAGAUAUUGCUCCAAAUAAUGCUAUAUGUCAUUUUACUCUUGGAAACAUUUAUGCUGUUUUGGCUGAUUAUAACAAAUCUGCUAUUUGUUUUGAAAAUGCUGUUAAAAUACAACCGGAUUUCACAAAUGCUGCACAAAGAUAUCAUGCUGUUAUGUGUCAUAGCAAACUUGAAAAGGCUUUGGAAGCUCAACACAUAUCUCUGCAGCGAACACUUACAGAACUUCGAGAGUAUCAAAAGCAGCAUGAAUAUUGGUUGCGACAACAUGAAAAGCUUUUGAAUGAACAGGCACCACCAGAAGUAAAGCUGGAACAGCGCUUGGAAUAUGAAGAGCAGAAGAUACGUGAAAGCCUCGAUGGCAGAGGAAGCAAUCUAAUCGACUUUUCUUCUGCAGGACAAGACUGUUUCCAGUUCGAACAGAACGGCCAUAUGGUACUUAGUUGCAAUAUGAGACGGGAAACCUACACUUCUGCGCAGUCGCAGGUGGACCUCAGUUUGAACUUGCAACUUCUGCAGGCGAUGGAAUCAAAAGCAGGAAAAAUAGGACAAAAAAUGGCGGCGAAACAAAGUGAACAUUGCCAUAGAACAUGAGAAGAAAGAAGAUAUUUUUCCAAAUUGUCAGUAUUCGCACAAACAAAGACCAUAAAAUACUGCACCACGUAGAAAUCUAUUUAUAUUUUGUGUGUUUUUCCCUUGCUUGCAUUGUCAGCAGAAAAUAAAAAAUAAAAAAAAAACAGAAAAAGAAUGUUGAUAAGUUGCCAUAUAUAAAAGAUACUACAGACUU
Argiope bruennichi is the source of this 1769-nucleotide messenger RNA. Its product is annotated as tetratricopeptide repeat protein 17-like. Gene Ontology annotation, cellular component: cytoplasm; actin cytoskeleton. Gene Ontology annotation, molecular function: protein binding. Bases 182 to 1576 code for a protein of 464 amino acids. The record is from RefSeq and is a predicted model, not a curated record. Gene Ontology annotation, biological process: actin filament polymerization. Lineage: Eukaryota; Metazoa; Arthropoda; Arachnida; Araneae; Araneidae. The transcript has 10 exons.